AUGGCUAUUACAUCUAAAGUGGAAGCAUUGAGGCUUUCUAUUCCUCUGUCAACUGCCAGAUGUGACAACUUGAAGCAAGGACGCCUCCACCAACGUCAAUUAUAUGGCCGUGAGACUGAUGAACUGUCUCGCCUGGAAACACAUGCCAGCGUCCAUACUAGCAAGAAGCCAUUUCAGUGCCCUUCAUGCUCUCUGAGUUUCUCACAACAGGCCCACCUAAAAGAGCACCUGCACUCCCACAUAGGCCAGGAGCCAUAUCAGUGUCCUUCAUGCUCUCGGAGUUUCUCAGUAGAGAGCAGCCUUAAGAAACACCUGCGCACCCACAUACAGGAGAAGCUAUUUCAGUGCCCUUCAUGCUCUCGGAGCUUCUCAGAAAAGGGCAACCUUAAAAAACACCUGUGCGUCCACACAGGUGAGAAGCCAUAUCAGUGCCCUUCAUGUUCUCGGAGCUUCUCAGUAGAGUGCAACCUUAAGAGACACCUGCGCACCCACACACAGGAGAAGCCAUUCCAGUGCCCUUCAUGCUCUCGGAGCUUUGCAGAAAAGGGCAACCUUAAGAAACACCUGCGCGUCCACACAGGUGAGAAGCCAUAUCAGUGCCCUUCAUGCUCGAAGAACUUCUCAUCUAAGGGCAGACUUACGACGCACCUACGCACUCACACAGGUGAGAAGCCAUUUCAAUGCCCUUUAUGCCUUCAGAGCUUCUCAGAAAAGAGCAGCAUAAAAUCUCACCUGCGCACCCACACAGGCGAGAAGCCAUAUCAGUGCACUUCAUGCUUUCGGAGUUUCACGCGAAAGAACCGACUGAACGAACACCUGCGCACCCACACAGGCGAGAAGCCAUAUCAGUGCACAUCAUGCUUUCGAAGUUUCGCGCGAAAGAAACGCCUGAACGAACACGUGCGCACCCGCACAGAGGAGAAGCCAUUUCAGUACCCUUAAUGCUCUCGGAGCUUCUCAGAAAAGUG
Molecule: messenger RNA, 968 nt
Organism: Dermacentor andersoni
Lineage: Eukaryota; Metazoa; Arthropoda; Arachnida; Ixodida; Ixodidae
Biological process (GO): regulation of transcription by RNA polymerase II
Molecular function (GO): DNA-binding transcription factor activity, RNA polymerase II-specific; RNA polymerase II cis-regulatory region sequence-specific DNA binding
Source: RefSeq, a predicted model, not a curated record